AUGGGUUCGGAAAAUUUUCCUUUUGAAAUUGAAGACUUGGAGGCGGGACUGGCCAAAAAAUUAAUGGAAUGUUUUACCGGUGAGGUGACCGGUUACGUUCGCGUCGGUCCAAAGAAAUACUUUUUCCCUCAGAAGUACAAGGAGGAAGCUGCGAAAAUUUACAACAUGCCGAUAAAACGUGAUGAUGUCUUUGUUACUAGCUAUCCACGAUCAGGAACUACAUGGACCCAAGAGCUAGUAUGGAUGGUCGCAAAUGAUCUAGAUUACGAAAAGUCUAAUGCUAUACCACUCACUGAACGAUACCCGUUUUUAGAAUUCUCGAUUUGUGUGCAUCCAGAAAAUAAAAAGAAGUUCAUAGAAGAGAACAGUCACAGUAAGGAGAAUCUAGAGCUACUGGAGGCGGUGACUCAGCCAGGCACUGACCAGCUGGCAGUGGCCCCAUCCCCGAGGUUCAUCAAGUCUCACAUGCCUCUAUCUCUCUUGCCCCCCUCGCUGCUUGACAAAGCAAAAAUGGUGUACGUGGCCCGUGACCCCAGAGAUGUUGCCGUGUCAUUCUACCAUCUGAACAAAGUUAUGAGGACGCAGGGAUACACAGGCGACUUCAAAACGUAUUGGAACUACUUCAUACAAGAUUUGCAUCACUGGGCACCAUACUUUGAUCACCUCAAAGAAGCUUGGGAGAAGAGAGACCAUCCUAACUUGCUGUUUUUAUUCUACGAGGAACUUUCCAAGGAUCUGCCCGCAUCUGUGCGUCGCGUCGCAAAGUUCUUCGGCAAAGAAUACUCAGACGAACAGAUCGAGCGCUUAUGUGACCACCUCAGCAUUGAAAGUUUCAAGAACAACAAAUCGGUCAACUAUGACGUCAUGAAGAUCCUCGGUAUAAUGAUACCUAGCGACCAAGCUUUCAUUAGAAAAGGUAAAGCUGGAGGCUGGCGCGACUACUUCGACGAGGAGAUGACACAACAAGCUGAGAAAUGGAUCGAGGACAACCUGAAGGAUACUGACCUGCGCUUCCCUCAUUUGAAUCAUUAG
Spodoptera littoralis (African cotton leafworm) is the source of this 1032-nucleotide messenger RNA. NCBI's taxonomy places the organism in Eukaryota, Metazoa, Arthropoda, Insecta, Lepidoptera, Noctuidae. The record is from the annotation of a GenBank genome assembly.